Ricinus communis (castor bean) is the source of this 2367-nucleotide messenger RNA. Its product is annotated as BTB/POZ domain-containing protein At3g22104-like. The coding region runs from base 620 to 2233 and encodes 537 amino acids. The transcript has 3 exons. The record is from RefSeq and is a predicted model, not a curated record. Lineage: Eukaryota; Viridiplantae; Streptophyta; Magnoliopsida; Malpighiales; Euphorbiaceae. Gene Ontology annotation, molecular function: protein binding.
UCCACUAAAGAGGUAUGUCUUUGGGUCAAGCCAGGUAUAAAAAUUGGCGGCAUAAGUGACGGAGAAAGGCAUAGAUUUUUUAGGUCAAGUAAAAUUAUCACAUGGUUAAAAAAAAGGAAAAAGAAAACCUUAAAUAAGAUCAUUGGGCUCUGUGCUUCAAUUUUUUGGGCCAUCCGCAUCUAACUGAGGUGGCACUUGCAAAAUUUUGAUUUUUGUCCGAAGAAUUAUCACUGUGAGACUCCGUAUACAGCCUUUUGAUAUAAUGAGUGUUUGGUGUAACACUAGGCUACUUGUUGUUAGUUCCUGCUGUCUCGAGAUCUUUGCUAAUCUGUCUAGUUGAUGUUCAUUUCUUUUUCUUGAAGUGCUUAGUGCUUUCUAUUCUCUCCCUUGUCUCGUAACAUAAAGAAAAACAGGGCUCCCUGUGCACAUUGACCAAGCAACAAUAUAUGCAAAAGCGAAACCUUUUUCCUUUCUCUUCCUCUUUCUCAUAGACAUCUCAGUUAACCCUUUUAAGGUCAAGUUGAAAAGUUCUCAUCUUUCAACCAAAAAGCUGCCUGAACUUCUGAUUUGAGGUGGCCUUUUUUUUUCUCUGGCUUUUUGGACAUUGAUUACUUGAGCAAUGGAAGUUGGUUGUAAGCUUGAAGUAGAUGUCAAUGGUGAUGAAAUUUUCGUGGUGGACAAGAAAAUUCUUGCGUGUUUCUCAGGAAGAUUCAGAAGAUUAUUUGCAAAAUUGACGGGUAGUAGUACAGGACACCUGAAAGUGAUAUUUCACGAUUUUCCCGGAGGUGCAGAUGGUUUUGAGCUUGUUACAAGGUUUUGCUACAACAAUGGGGCAAUUGCAAUAACUCCCUCUAAUGUAGUCCUACUAAAUUGUGCUGCUUAUUUCAUGGAAAUGGACAGGAAUAGCUCAGCAACACCAAAUCUAUUGUACCAAACUGAAAAAUCGCUUGAAGGAGUCAAUUGCUGGACUUGGUCUGAGCUCCUAAUAGCUAUGAAGCAAAUCCAAGAUUUGCUUCCUGCAAUGAAUUCUUCAUUUUUACUUGAGAAGGUUUUGGAUCCUCUCAUAGGAAGGCUUGCUUUGCCUACUGAUGCAAGCCCAUUUUCAUAUUCCUCAGAUAAUUUUAGUUCUCAGUUUUCUUCUGAAAUAAGCAGCACCUGUAGUACAAGAAACAACUGCUCUCCGACAACUUGGUGGUUUGAAGAUCUUCUGUUCUUGAAUGUUGAUUUGAUCGGCAAAGUGAUAAGAAUGUUGAUUUCCCAGAAAUUAGACCACGCUACCAUUUUCAAGUUCCUCAUUUUUUAUCUGAAAUCAAGACUUACUGUUGUAAUACUCUCUGAGAAGUGCCAAAUCGUGGAGGUUGUUAUCGAUCUGAUAUUCUUGCUUGACAGGACUUGCCUUUCUUGCAAGGUUUUGUUUGAUAUUCUUCGUAUCACUUCAAGUAUGAAAAGAAUAAAUAAAUGCUACAAAUUCAAGUUAGAGAGACUGAUAGGUUCAAAGCUGGAUCAAGCAACUUUGAAUCAUGUGCUGGUUCGAUCUCCACAGGGGAAGAAUUCUAUGUAUGAUGUUGAUUUAGUUCUAAGGCUUGUAGAAGGUUAUCUUCUUCAAGGUUGGAUGCUUCCAAGUCGAUUGAAGAAGGUUGGUAGCCUGAUCGAUUCAUUUCUUGUAGAAGUGGCUUCAGAUAUUCUCCUGAAACCUUCAAAGUUUGCAGCUUUAUUAACGGUGCUGCCAAAUUCUGCAAGAGAAUCUAAUGACAAGCUCUACCAAGCUAUUGAUUUAUAUAUUGAGGUCCAUAAUCAAUUAUGUCAAGAGGAAAAGAUAAGAUUAUGUUGUGCACUGAAUCAUGAUGAGCUCUCAGAAGAAGCUUUGAAACACAUGGCUCAAAACUCUAAGUUUCCAUCGAGGGCUGAAGUUCAAGUCUUUAUUGCUCGGCAAUCCAAGCACAGUAACUUCUACUCCCUCAAGAAUGAAAUUAAUGGCCUCUCAUUUUAUAGCAUAGACAAGGCAAAAAUGACUGAAAGAGAAUACACUGAGCAAGUCCUUCCUCUUCCAAGAAAGUAUGAACAUAUAAUGGAUAGUGGGAACCUUGAAACACGCUUGCAAGAAAUGCACUGCAGCGUAACAGAAUUGGAGAAGGUUUGUACAAUAAUGGAGUCCCAGGUACCAAAUGUAACAAAACGAAAAUUAUGUAAUCAGGGUAAAUUUAGACCAUUUCCAAAACUCUGUUCAUGUUAAGAAAUAUCCGAAUGUGCAUAUUUUCUUUCAUUCUCUUGCCAAUGUGCCUAGUUCGGAAGGAAACAAAUAUACCAGUUUACAGAUGUAACAGUUUCUUCUUCUGCCAAGUUGAAUGGAAAUCACAUAUUACUCGA